GAACGGCAAUGCCAACCUAGGUAAAGAACUUAACUCAAUUCAACUGAGACUUUGCUGUCUCCUUGACGAUUAGGUCUUCAUAGCUGAAAGUCUGAACUAUGUGGCGUCAAGAGCAACUGGCAUUGGAAUUCAGAGCGCGAGGCCUAAGCUCGAAUGCACAGAGACCAGGGAGGGGUUAGCGUUGAGUGAAAAAAUCAGGAUUGCUAAGACCAGGCUUCGGGAUGCUAGCUUGGGCUAUCAAAAUGAUAUAAGAACGCUACGGAUGCUCAACAGAUUUCUCAUCAACCGAGCGAUUGGCAGGCCGAGGGAUAAUCCGGAAUUAGAUACACCAGAGUUCUUGUAUCGCGCCUUCAAAGGUGGAUGCCAUGGCCGCCAUAGCCCAGAGCUAGGCUUCCGUUCUUCCAACCAGCCUCUGACGUCUCCUUCUUAUCACGAUGGCACUCUUCUCGACAGCUCGCUGGUGGACAAAGAUGCUUUGAGAAAUCAAUGCGAGGGAAGUCAGCCGUCGGACCUCAUCGCACUAUCCGCCAGUCCGUCAAGAGUCUUAAAGAUACUUCGAAAAUGGGGCUACCAUGACAGAGCAGGAGAUAUGAUUGCCGUAAUCAAUGUCUCAAAGCUCCUCGCGAUGGGGGUUCUCUUUAAUCGCACCACUACAUUAGCCAAGUCACUUGGCAUGAAUCUUCGGACAGAAUGCCAGCUGACUGGUUUGCAGUUUGCAAAUCCCAAUUACUGGGUUGCCUACAGAUGGAUUCCAGCUGAGUGUAUUGAACUUUAUAUCUCCGAGCCUUUUCUUCAGGAAGCCUGCGAUAGUCGUGGUAUUGGUGAAAAUGAUCAUAAUUCACAAUUCGCGUUGGACGAUAUCUUAUCAUUUCAAAUUCAGCCGCUUUCCAUAUGACCGAAUCCACGAAAGUCAAUACAGAAAUAACCUAGGUGGGGACUAUGUUAGUUGGUACGAAUCAUGGCUAGACAUAACAGUCCUCAAAGUCUGCCGUUAGUUCAUUAUUGCGGAAU
Molecule: messenger RNA, 1011 nt
Organism: Aspergillus novofumigatus IBT 16806
Lineage: Eukaryota; Fungi; Ascomycota; Eurotiomycetes; Eurotiales; Aspergillaceae
Exons: 2
Coding region: 263-895 (210 amino acids)
Source: RefSeq, a predicted model, not a curated record